Molecule: messenger RNA, 1632 nt
Organism: Aspergillus mulundensis
Lineage: Eukaryota; Fungi; Ascomycota; Eurotiomycetes; Eurotiales; Aspergillaceae
Product: alpha/beta hydrolase
Exons: 1
Coding region: 1-1632 (543 amino acids)
Source: RefSeq, a predicted model, not a curated record
AUGGUGCAGUCAGAUUUUAGCGAGUGUUGUGAUCGGCAGCCGGAUCGUCCUCUUAAGAGCGCUCUCACUUCCCCCUCAUCCUCCAACAUGCUCGGCCAAACAUCAAAAAUGCUUCCCUUGUUACUGUUGUCUCUUCUUUCCGUUGCCAGUGCGGCUUGCAUCUCCUGGAAGAACUGUACCGUCGACAACUUCCCUGCCCUGGCCAGUCUCCCCAGCGUAGGCGGGUACCUCAGCCAGCUCGGAAACGCAUCGCAUCUCGACUGCGGCGAACUCCAGGUGCCGCUGGACUGGGACAGGCCGCAUGGAGAGAAGAUCACCCUGGGCAUGGCCCGGUACAGGGCUGCUUUGCCUGGGAAGCGCCUGGGCAGUAUAAUCUACAACCCUGGAGGACCGGGAGGACCGGGCUCGACAUCAGCUCUGGGCCAGGCUAUCGGUGUUCCUUCGUACACGAAAGGCACUGUCGACUACUACGACGUCAUUGGCCUUGACCCACGAGGGAUCGGGUUGAGUACGCGCGUCAAGUGUGAUCCGGACCUGUACAACGACCAAGUAACACUGUUCCCAACCACCAACGAAGAAUUCCACGACCUGGUUGCAAAGAACCGAGCCCUGGGCGAGAGCUGCCGCAACAUGACCGGAGAGCUCUUCUACCAUCUCGACACCACCCAGGCUGCAAAGGACAUCGAGGCCGUCCGCAUCGCUCUCCGCGAGGAAAAACUCAACUGGAUCGGUCUCUCAUACGGAACACAGCUCGGCGGCGCCUACGCCGAGCUAUACCCAGAGCACGUCGGCCGCAUGGUCUUAGACGGAAACCUAGACCACUCACAGGGUGAGACAGACGUCCUCAGAACCGAAGUCUCAACCUACGAAGACACGCUGAACCAAUUCUUCGCCUGGUGCAACACAACCACAUCCGACGAAUGCCCAUUCAAAGACCAGAACCUGCCCCAGAUCUUCGACGACCUCGUUGCAGCAGCAGACGAAACCCCCAUCGAAGCGUCCGGCUGUAUAAACACCACAAGCUGCCGCACCCCAGUGACUGGCGAAGACAUCCGCCUCAACACCCAGCCGUACCUCGUCUUCAAGGAAUCCCAAUCCAAGCGCCCCACCUCCAACUGGGCAACCCUAGCGCAAUACCUCAACGAGACGAUCGCCGGCGACGCAACGGGCCUCUCCUCGAGCCUCGCCACAUCCUCCGACGACCCCUCCUACCCGGACAUCGCAAUCGGCUGCCUGGACUGGCGCCAUGACUCGACCUACCUCUCAGACCUCCUCUACAAGUCGCAACUCGCCACUUACCUAGCGCCACACACCCAAGGCGCCACGCAGUCCUACCGGUACCAGGUCUCGUGCAUCGGCUGGCCCGCGCCGCUGUCGAACCCGCCGCACCGCCUGAACCAGACGAGCAUGGCGAAAGCCCCGCCCAUCCUCAUGGUCAAUGCGUACCAUGACCCCGAGACCAGCUAUGUCUGGGCGAAUAGUCUGCUCGAGCAGAUUCCGUCUGGGGUGUUGGUGACGAGGGAUGGAAGUGGGCAUACGAGUUAUAGUCUUGGUGGGGAGGCGAGUGCGGUUAUUGAUGCGUUUCUUGUGAAUGGGACGGUGCCGAGGAGGAAUUUGGUUGUUGAUUCGUGA